Messenger RNA from Drosophila miranda, 2757 nucleotides. Its product is annotated as N-acylneuraminate-9-phosphatase. The transcript has 3 exons. NCBI's taxonomy places the organism in Eukaryota, Metazoa, Arthropoda, Insecta, Diptera, Drosophilidae. Gene Ontology annotation, molecular function: hydrolase activity. Bases 364 to 1359 code for a protein of 331 amino acids. The record is from RefSeq and is a predicted model, not a curated record.
AUUGAAGUUUCUUAAUUUGAGUCAAUAAAUUAAUUGAUAUGCGCUCACUGUGCACAGACUUUCACCAUCAACUGUCCGGCAGUGCGUCGCGAGACCCAUAGCCCGAGAGCACUUUCUUUCAGUCAUAGCUUCGCUCUCGCUACACUCACCUGUUCCCCCUUUUUAACUUUAGUCCAAAGUUUUUGUUAAAUUUAGUUGCCGCGUCCAACUUUGAGCAAACCGAAUUGCAUCAACAAUAACCAGGGCCUGUUUUGCGCGCGAUUUUCGAACAUUUCGAAUAAUUCCCCAAUUCCCAUUUGACUCGUCUUGAUUUUUUCCACAUUGACCCCGUCCAAAUAACUUCCGAGUUUGUGUGAGGCCCCCAUGGCAGCUAGUAAACUCUCCUCCAAGCAGACCACACUUUUUGAGUCGAAAUGUGCGAAGAUCUCUGCCUUCUAUUUUGACCUGGACAACACUCUGAUCCCGACCAGAGCCGGCGAUUCUAAAGCCAUACGUAAGCUCUCAGAUCUACUUGAGUCGCAGUACCAUUUCACCAAAGAUGAUGCCUCUCUGGCCGCGCAGACUUUUUUGAAAUCCUUCCGCCGCUGUCCGGACAACACGCAGACCUCACUGGACUCGUGGCGCACCCACCUGUGGCGGGAGUCGCUGCUGCCCAAGUACAAGCACCUCGCGGAUGAGAUCUAUCCACAGUGGCUACGGUUGCGAUACCGCUACCUGGCCGUGCCGGCUGACUAUGUGCAGCUGCUGACGCGAAUGCGUCGGGCAGGCUAUGCCCUGGCCCUCAUCACGAACGGGCCUUCGAAUGCCCAGUGGGAGAAGGUGGCCCGACUGAAUGUGCGCGGGUACUUUGAUUGCGUGCUGGUCUCCUCGGACCUGCCCUGGGAGAAGCCCCAUCCGGAGAUCUUCUAUGCGGCCUGCAAUUUCCUCAGCGUCAAGCCGCAAGAGUGCGCCAUGAUCGGCGACAAGCUGGAGACGGACAUCAAGGGAGGUCAUUUGGCCCAGCUCGGCCUCACCUUCUGGACACCGCUGAGCAGCAGCAGCUCGGCAGCCCAGUCCCUGGACGAUGUAGAGUACAAGCCCCACCACAAGCUCAACCAACUGCUGGAGCUAUACAAAUACUUUCCCCGUCUCAACGCCGUUGCGCAGCCCGACACUCCAUCCACAUCCAACCGCCGCGGGAGUUACCUGAGCGGAAGUCUGGCUAGUGCCAGCGGGAGUGGGAGCGGGUGUACGUCCGGCUCCAGUAGCCAGAGAAGCGAACCGGAGAAGCGGCAGUUGGCCUAUCGCCGUGGCGGAUCCUUGCCGGCCAUGGACUGCUCGAAUAGUGAGGCGGAGAACAGUUGCGACAGCUUCCUAUAAGGGAGAUCCGGAGAUUGAGUCUCGACGGAGGGCGAAAACGGUGCGCCGCGCUUCGCCAUUGGUGGAAAAUGUACCUUCAGUUUACAAAACUAUAGCUAAAAGGAAAUAGGAAAUAGAGACGGAAACCAAUAGGAGGAGGAUAAUUAAUGAAAUGAUGUUGAUAAGGACAACCAGGCACACGGGAACCGAAUGCAGGAAUUUAAAGUUCAACUAUUAGGUGGGAGGACCCGUGAACUACGGCGAAUCUCGUUUAUCUGCCAUUAAAACUAAAAUUAAGGUUAGAACAGAAUCAGAAAUGCACACAUACUAAAAAAACAAAAAAAUAAACCAGAAAUGGCUAUAGAAAUCACAAUACAAGAGAGGAACCAGAAAGGGGUAUAACCAAAUGUAUUUUUCUAAGCGGAUGUUGUUCUUCCAGAAAUUUUUUGUAAAUUGAUAAGUGCAAUCAAAAAAAAAAAAAACCAAAAGAAAUUAGAAAUGAUAAAAAAACAAUUAAAAUGGAACAAAAGCGAAUAAGGAAAAAGUGUCGGAUGUUGGCUCAAUUCGAAGAGAAACCGUUAGAAUAGCUAUCUUACUACAUGUGUAUCCAUGUCGAUUGUUAGCUAUUGUAGUAGUCGUAGCCAUGUAGCCGUUGGUUCGAAAUUCGAACUAGAAAUUAAUGCACCACUCCCCACACACGACACACACGAGACACAACACCUGAAAAACUGCUGGGACAUUAAUAAGGGUAUUCCUGAAAGAGAUUAGCCGCACCCAACAGGUUUAUUAAUGAGAUCCUAUUAAAGAGAAUAUAAUAACAAAGCUAUCGAAAAAAACUAUCGCUUGAAACCCAGAAUGUUUUAAAAAUGUGGUAGAUUAUAUAUAAAUAAGCAUCACACGAACACAAAAUUUCUUCCUAUUGAAAUCACAAAAAAAUAUAUGACACAAAAACCAGCAAAUGUGUUCCAAAUCUUCCAAAUAAUCUAAGCGAAAUCUGCUUCGAAGUAGAAUCGAAUCCGAAUUGCCGGCUGUACGCACUGUGCCAUUUGCAUGAAACAGCUGCGAAAAGCUUAUUGAUCCACGAAAUCUUUUCAGGAAUACCAUCCAUAGUUAUUUGCGUAUUCCUCUCAGUCGCCUGUCCCCCACCCCAAACUCAGUUACUCCACCACCACUUUUUUUGUCGUUUUAUAAAACUAAAGGUUACCUCAAGGUUAGGUAGUGGCAAAAGCAAUAUACGACUCGAAGAGCGGAAAUACCCCAUCUUAUUAAUAUUUAUAAACCAUGGGUUACUUUACUCACUCCCCAUACACCCGCGCAAAGUUAAAGACAUGUACGAAUAUGUCUGCACGUACAAUAUAAAAAUGUAUGUAUUAUCUAGGUUGCAAUGUUAAACCAUCAAUAAAGAAAAACCCACAAAUA